CCACGUAGUAACAAUAAAGGGACAGAGGAUGGCGACUGUGCAUCCGCCGUACGUAUGUUAAGCAGCAGCGGCAGGACACAGUGCAGGCCUGAUGACAGCGGUAGCAACGACCCCUGGCUGUCUGACGGUGACACUCAACAGUCAUUACAACAACAUCCACAGCAAGGUGUCUGAUGCCCGAGCUUCUACCGUUCAGACAACAUUUUCAGCCGUACUGUACUUUCUCUCUUCUACUCUGGGCUCACACUGAUAUUGCACUCUCCAUGUCAUAAAUCCUCCUGGCUUGAGGAAGGGCUUGUCUAACAGCCAGCACUGACCUUCAGGGCUGAAAGGUCAAACAUUGUGAGGGUGGAGCUCAAUGGAUCAUGGUGGUCAGGUUGAGAGGGAGGGCAAAGUAAUGUCGCAAGUUCCUGUGGGCGGGGUCGACCUCUGUGAUAACCUCCCAAACCCCUCCCAAGCUCUUACUGCCCAAACUCGAAACCUCAACGAGACAAACGCACUCACGCUAAAUGAAGAGGGGGGAGGGCACAGGCUCAUCCAAAAAUCCUCUUUCAACAACAAUGGGAAUGAGGGAUACACAGGAAGAGACGGAGAGGAGGAUGAGGAAGAAGACAUUGAUGAGGUGAUGAAGGAAGAAGAAGUGGAGGAGGAAUCAGAGGAAUCAAGUGGUCUAAUUCGCUGCCAGUCUCCGGACACCCCCAUGACUGAUUCCUCAUAUUCAGAAACUGGCAGUCUGUUGGAGACUCCAUAUCCUUUUAGCCCUGGUACCAGUCCAGAGCCUACAUCCCCUGUAAUUCCAGUGAUCAGUCCAGAAACUGUGUAUCCCAUCAGUCCAGUGGAAUUCAGCCAGAGUGAUGUCUCCAACACUGGAUCAGUUGCCUUCACCACAGGGCCUAUAGAUUCUGCUACACUAACUGUAACCUCAGACACAGGGCCCACUAUCGCAGCAGGGCCCACAUGUAUAACAGAAGCUGCAGACAAAAUAGCAAAAAAUACUGAUGGCACUACAGAACAUCUUACCUCAUUUACAGAGCCUGUCUUCAGCCAUGGGCUGGCCAGUUCAUAUGCAGGACCUAACACCUCAGCUGCAGAGGCACUUACAGUAACUGCUUGCACCACAAGGCUCAACACCUUUGUUACUUCCACUCCUAUGAGUGCAAGCACAGGAACCCUAGCCUCCACCGCAGGUCCUAUGACUACUGGUACAGAAUCCACCUCCACCACAGGACCUAUAACCUCAAACUGGGAACACAUUACUUCCAUGCCAGUGCCCACUUGUUUCUCAGUCUCCACCUGCGCCAGUGGGCCAAUUCCAAACCCUGCUCUGCUGGAGUCUCUUGAGCAGUUGGCACAAAGAGGAGAUGACACUCACCUCCCACAUUACCUUCACCAGAUUGCUGAGGCCUUUGUCCUUCAGGAAGACUACCAGAGGGCAUUAUGGUGCAUCCAACUAGAGAGACUCUAUCACCAGAGAGUAUUGAAUAACCUGAAUACACUACAGGAGCAGUGGGAGAGUCAGUGUAAAAGGACAUCGUCUGAUCUGGCAACCCAACAUCUGGACGCUCUUAAACACAUCUGCCAGACGCACAGUCGACCAAGGGCUGGAGAUGCUGUGUGUGCACCUCUGGACUUCUUGAGGCCUACAUUCGAAGCAGGUGGUGCACUGCUUUCAUGCACCUCAGCCCAUCAGGUUGACGGAGGGUUGGAGCAGAGGGCCAAAGACUCCUCCCAUUCUCAGCUCGGCGAUCCAGUCAUACCCUCCAUUAAUUUGGCUGAUAGUAUCAAUUCCCCUGAGAUCUCAGAAGAGGACAGGGAAGACCCAGACAGGGACUUAAAGGGGAAGGACGGUCUCCAUGGACCUCGACUGACUGACAAGCAGGGCAGCGACAGAGAGGGAGGAGAGGCAGGAGGAGGGGUAGGACACACCAUCUCAGCGGUAGGAAAUGGUCUGCACCCCUCUACAGCUGGAGAAAUGGAUCAGUCCAAGCCCGCAGAGCAGCAGGGAGGAGAUUUAGGUCCAGCAGAGGGAAAGGAGGCAAAAAGGGAAGAAGAGACGAGGGACGUGGAAGAGGCAGCUGAGGCCUUGGAGAUGGAAGAUGAGGGAGAGGAAGAUGAGGAGGAGAAGCAGAAGGAAAGAGAUUCGGCUUUUUGUCAAAAAGCUCUUCCAGUGGAGACUCUGGUCAGUGGGGCAGAGGUGGAGGUACAGCAGCUGCACCAGGAAGCCCUAGCUGUGGAGAAACUACAUGAGGAGACCCAGGAGAGCGCUAAAACCUGCCUGCACCAGGAGGCCCACGUUCCUCAGGAGGCUCAUAUACAGCAGCAGAAGCAGCAUGAGGAGGAAGAGGAGGAGGAGUACGAAGUAGAGCAAGCUGACAUCAUCAGAGAAGCUGCCUCACUGGACGACAUGGCUAAACUCAUUACUGUAGAGGAGAUGUCUCCAGCUUCUGGCCUGGUCUCCAUAUUGAAGAAGCGAAAUGUAAGUGUGGACAACAUGAGUGUGUCUCCCAGUUCAGAGCCCCGGCCUGACAAACCCACUGCCAAAAGACGAGUCCGCUUCAAAGUUCCUGAUGAAGACUAUGAGCAGGAGGUUGGCGGAGGGGACUCCUGCCUGCUUCUCUUCCUGCUCUGUCUGGUUACUGUAGUGAUCAGUGUGGGUGGCACUGCCCUUUACUGCGCCCUGGGUGACGCCCACUCCUCAGUCUGUCAGGACUUCUCCAGAAAUGCAGACUUCUACAUUGGCCAGAUACAGCGCAGGAUAGCUCAGAUCCAGCACUGGUUUACCCCCGGGUCAUAGCAGCAAACAGUUUGUCAGCACUGUGGAACCACUGGCCUUACUGUGUAUCACUGUAGGUUCCAAUAGUUCCUGCUACUUCCCAGAACAAUGUUAUCUGAGGUGAUGGUGCCAGGCAGCUGCUACAGACCCUGUUGUCUUGGGGAAUAAGUGGCCAUUAUGCUGCCUAAUUGGCCAAAUGAUUAUAUCACAUACAGCUGACAUGUAAGCCUGUUCUACUGCAUUUUUAAUGCAGCUCUGUGAAUAAAAUUCCAGGGUUCACUGAGACUAAAAGUCAUAGGUCAGACGUCCCUUUACAACACUAGUUUGAACAGAGAAGCAGAGCAGAAGAGGAAGAACUGGCCUUACAUCCUUCUCAACCCUGACCAGAUUAAAUAGGUAACAAAUUCUCAGUGAAAUUUUAAUGUGAUGAAAGUGUCUUAUUGAACAAGCCGUCUCCAUAUUUUCAUUCACUGUCAGCCAGUGAUACUUAAGUUUCAAAAGUCACUGGGAGAUAAGUCAACCAUGACUGCAUGCAAACUUUCACUGACUCACACUGGACUCUCAAGACUAAACUCAGUUAAGAAUAAGAUCAAAUUAAUAACAGCUGCAACCCACAGAGAUGUUAAAAAAAAAAGUAAUGUAUAGUUUGUUAACUGGGGGGCACACAGAUGCUCUCUCCACAAACACUGCACAAAUGGGAAGAGGCCCAAUGGGCAUUUUACAAACUGCUGCAACCACCUGUGUUGCUUUUAUUGUUGACUUUUUUAAAUCACAAAUGAAAUUUUAAAAUGAGCAAACCAUUAUGUGGUCUUCUAUUUGGAAUGAAAUCAUCAUGUCUUAAACCUUUGAAUGAAUGUUUGGGGUUCAUUGUUAAACUUUGCUUAAUGUCAUCUAUGGGGCAUUUAUACAGUAUAUAUUGUCAGACAAAAGAUUGAAAGGGUUAUUUUGGUAUUUAUCAAAACUGAGCUGCUAAUGAAUAACAGGCACGUCAAAUAUGUUCCAUGGGGGAAAGUAACACAGUUUCAUUGCAUGUAACAAUUGUGAUGUUAAGUUAUACUUUGCAUUUGCAAUGAGCAGUUGCCGAAGAACUCUACAUCAGCAGCACAGCUGUACUUCAUAUGUACUCCCCCCCCCCCGCACAUAUUUGACAUGAGCGUCUUGUCGCUGACCUUUUCUGUUCAUCUACCAACAGUGGAUUUGCAGCGAGCUGACUUGGCUGCCACUGGAGACUAAAAAUGUAAACUAUCCGUAUAUGGUUUUCAAUGAGCUAAUCUUAGCUUUGUGUAGCAUAUGCAACAUGUACAGGAACACAGUGCACCUCUGUAUAUAUUGUUAAAAGAAUGUUUAACAUGUUGCACAUGAGACUGGUACAAUUUUUUAAUAGAUAUUGCAAUAUUUUAACAGGCAUUGUUCUGUUGGUCCUCGACUAAACACAGGCUCUACAUGGAUUUACCAGAAACAAAAAAUAUCCAUAUCCAUAAACUCUUUUCAGGUUUAGUGAACGUUAUGCACAGAUCAGUUUAACAGGAAAUACUCAACUGUAGGUAUUUAUGUCAGUAAAAAGAAAGAAAGAAAAACAAUGACAUCUGUUGAAUGAGAGAUGUACAAAUGUUUGAAACCAUAAUUAUUCAGUGUACUUCAUCAGUACAGCCUUGAUAUUGAUGGGAUCAUUUGAAGCACUCAGUCCAGCUCUGUCUGCCUGUGUGUUUGCUGUUGUUGGGGAAUACUGGGCAUCAACCUUUGGGUGUGACUGUCAAUAUUUUCAAUGUCCAGUUAGAUUUUUGCCACCAGUUUGUCUUUUUAAAGAGUCAUCUCCAUAUCUUUUGCCAUUUUUGUUAAACAUAUGUCUAAUGUGUUUACAGCUGCUGAACUGAGUCCUGUCAGAUAGAGGGAGAAAGGGACCUUUCUUUGGAUGGAGAAGUGAUUUCCUUAUGAAACAGGAAACAUUUUGGUCUGGUGAAAGGUUUAUAAUCACACUAGUCUUAACUCUCAAUUCUAAUAAUCUGAAAACAAAUCUUAGUCUUAGUGGGGUGAUUUUACUGCUUAAUCUCACUUUUUGACUCAGUCAGACAUCCAUACUUUUUGUGUGUUAUCGCAACGUUGCAAUGUUUAGUGUCCUGUUUAUUAUUUUUCCUUUCAUUUGGUGUAGUAUUGGAUGCCAUAAAAACUGCCCUAGAAAAAGCACAUAUCUUACAAAGGUCUUAAUUGUCAGUAAGUAAAGAAAGAUAGGACAGACUCAUGUGUCUUACCUAUGCAUUUUAACAGAUUAAGAUAAAACAGUAUUAUCUUUCUCUUAUGAUGUGUCACUCACAAAAACCUGAUAUGUGGUUUUCCCAGGGCAUAAAGAAUAGUCGGUUGAAUCUUUGUUUUUUGUUUGUUUUUUUUUUUUUUUUGCACAUGUCCUCUGGCUGGUUCAGAUGACUAUCACUCAGAAAACCUCUUAUUUAAUCUUAGAUGAUUUUAAUUAUUUAUAAUUAAAAUGUCAAGUGUAAGUGGUAAAGAAAAAAACAAAAUGCAUCUUUUUGUUUUCUUCGCUUGAUUGUUGUCAUCACACAUCUUAUAUUGCCAUUGUGCUUCAGGAGGUUUUGACAGAGAUUUGGAAUUAUUUCAUAACCUAACUCUUAUGAACAGCAUUGUCUGAAUCAUCAGUACAUGUUGCUUAUUUCCAUUCAUUUUCUCAGUUCUUGAAAUUGAUUUGAAACUGGUGAGCCUGUGCUACUGCUGUCAGUCACGUCCUCUUCACACAGAUUGUAAAAGGCUCAUGUUUCUUCCAUCUGAAGGCACAGGAUGUAUUUUCAUUUGUUGUCACCCACUGGUUUUUAACAGAAUGGUAGAAAUGAAUGAAUGAAAAUGUUUUUUUGUGUGAAUCAGUACUGUGCACCACUGUUAUCAACCUGAUGAAAUAUGUUUUUUUGAAUUGUUUGAUGAAUUCUUUUCACUUUGCUCUUAUAGAUUGUUAUAAGGAGAUGAGUUUUCCCCCGUUAUGUCUCCUGUUAAAGUCAUUGAAAAAAGUUGUUUGUGAGCCUUCA
Messenger RNA from Lates calcarifer (barramundi perch), 5802 nucleotides. RefSeq names its product consortin, connexin sorting protein a (gene cnsta). Gene Ontology annotation, cellular component: plasma membrane; transport vesicle; trans-Golgi network. The transcript has 14 exons. Lineage: Eukaryota; Metazoa; Chordata; Actinopteri; Centropomidae. The coding region runs from base 359 to 2794 and encodes 811 amino acids. The record is from RefSeq and is a predicted model, not a curated record. Gene Ontology annotation, molecular function: connexin binding. Gene Ontology annotation, biological process: positive regulation of Golgi to plasma membrane protein transport.